This is a messenger RNA of Xyrauchen texanus (razorback sucker), 4489 nucleotides long. It is a transcript of the gene lins1, whose product is annotated as lines homolog 1. The transcript has 8 exons. NCBI's taxonomy places the organism in Eukaryota, Metazoa, Chordata, Actinopteri, Cypriniformes, Catostomidae. The record is from RefSeq and is a predicted model, not a curated record. The coding region runs from base 257 to 2182 and encodes 641 amino acids.
GUUUUGCUUUAUUGGCAGAUGACAUAUAGCAUGUUCUAGAAUAAGGAAUCAGCAGAACACGGUUUGGAAAAUGACGUCCAAUUGUUGGACGACUGAUCGAAUUGGAAGGGCGGUUGAGCACGACUGCUCCGUGAAUGGAUCAGAGAUAUCACAGAGAGACCACUCCUCCUGACACCCCUACCCAUAAGCUGAGGGUGAACUUGUUUAGCCACCUGAUUUUUCAGCAUGACUAGGGCGCCACCAUAAUUCUCCUUGAAUGUGGACAUCUUCCGGUUUGGAUUUCCAAACCAUUUUCAGACUGUUACAUGCAGGAGCUGCUCCUAACCUGUGCAGUAAAGACCUCGCCAGUAGAAUUUCAUCAUGUCUUAGCCCUCAAACAGUCAUUGUCACAGACACUGCUAUUAUUUGCUUGUGUCUUACUCUUACUGAGAAAAUCAUUACCAGACUAUCAUGUCAGAGUCUGCCACAAGAUGUCAGAAUAUUCUGUGAAGAUGUCAUGAGGAGUCUGUUUGGAAAAAUGAAUCUGAUGGCAAAACUGAUCUCCCUCUUCAGCUGCCAAGACCAACUGGUGUCUCAUUUAUCUGCAAAGUGUAUGUCAGCAUAUGUCAUCAAUGAUAUUUGCCUCAAUGGAAGUAGCUGCUCUCUUUGGAUACAGACAUGCUCUGAAGUGUUUCAGAAAUCAAAUCCCAGCAGUGAACUGGAUUUCUGUCUGUGGUCACUAACUGCUGUGAUUAAAGGAGUGCUGAGAGCAGAUUGCCAGAAUAAAAAUGAUGUUUUGACAAAGCUUCUUGCUGCACUGGAUGCGGACCUCAUUUGCUUGUACGCCAACAUUCUCCCUAAAGAAACAAUGGAACCUCAUAAAAUCAAAGUGAAAAAUCUUUGUAAAACCAAAUGUGUGUUCUUUGACCUCCUUGAAGUCCUCAGUGCUGCUCGGCUCAGAUGUGGGGUCUGUUCUUUUGUUCAGAGAACUAUAUUCAUUCAGUCACGAGCACUCCUGCAUGUCAUGAGAGCUGACGUGGACUAUUUAGUAAAGAAACGAGCAUUACUUCUUCUGAAGAGAACUCUCCUGCGGAGAGCAGGUGAAGACUGGACAUUAGGUGAUGUGCACUUUGCAGCGCAUGAAGAUGGCAGAUUGACUGACGACAUGCUGUCCAUGGCAAAAGCGGUAUUACAGGAAGUGGAGGCUGGCUGGCUCAAGGAAGUUCCUGUGAAAACUCGGGCCAGCUUUUUUGGUGGAAACUGUAAUGUGGGUCUCAGUGGCACACAAAAAGAUGACGUCAUGCUGAGAGCAUUGAGCCUGAUUUUGCUGAAGUCGCUAGAAAUAAACAUUCAGUUUUCUUGUGUGAAAGAAACUCAGAGUAACAUUGACAUUCAGCAGUAUUUAACAGAGCUCAUAUCAUUCCUCAUACGUCAUGGGACUACUCUGUCUCAAGACACUCACAGCUGUUCCUGGGUGUAUUUAGUGUUUGCUGAGCAGGAUGAUGACAUGAUGGAGUCAGCCAAAGCCUUGAUUGCCUUGUAUUUGUACCAGAAAAGUUUGAGUUCCUCAGACUCAGGGGUUUGUGCCUGGGGCUGUAAUCCCCACUGUCAUUUUAUACUCCUGCUCCGGUUCAUCUCCUUUGACUCCAGUGUGCUACUAGACUUCCUCAUCUCCACUGACACUUGUUUCCUGGAGUACUGCGUUCGUUACCUGAAACUUCUCUGUGAUGACUGGAUGGGGUUUUGUAGGUCUUGUCAUCAUAUUGAAGAUUGUGAUGAUACAACUGUGACGUUUAAAGUUCUGUCUGAUAUUGCAGAAACAUCUGAAUCCUCUCAGAUGUCUGUUUCCUGCACAAGAACUUCAACGGUAAUUGAUGUCAGAGACAGCCAAGUUUCACAUCUGGUUGAUUAUGAGAGCUCAGAUGAAUCUGAGGAGGCAGAAGUGAGCAUUUUUAACAGCAAUACCAAGGUAGAUUCUGGUAGGGCAGUGGCAGAAGCAACUUUUUGCCCAUCUGUAACAGCAUUAGAACAGGUUCAGACUGAACAUGUGUCUGAAUAUCUGUUUGGUAAUGUGGUUGUGUGUCUUGUUGAUCUGAGGACUGCAAUAGCGAGACUGCAUAACAGGGGUCUAUUCCCCUACAACCCUACCUCACUUCUAAAACUGUUAAAUAACAUAGAACCAAAGAGAAACAUGGUUAGUUAGACCUAGUCUCAAACCUAUAAAAUGGAAAAAUGUAUAACCAGAUCCACAUGGAAUCUGCAGCCGUAUAACUUCACAGAAUGUUCUGCAUAUUUCCGGGCAAUUGGAACACUAUUCACAUCUUCCACCCAUUGUGUGUUUGUUAAUUUAAUACUUUGGUUAAUUUCUAAAUGCUUUCAGCUACUUGGAGUUUAAUAUCCUCAGCUCUGUUUUACCAUAUUUAAACCCAUUCUAUAUAAUUCUGCUGAUUUCUUCAUUAUAUCAAUACAGAAAAUGCAAAAAAAAAAUUGUUUUUAUUAUUUUUCUGUCCCUUUACACACUGGUGUGAGACCCACGGUAGUUCUCGACCCAUGCCAGGUAGACGCCCUUGCGCACGAAAUUCAGGUGUUGCUGCACAAAGUCUUUUAUCCAACACCUAUAUCACCCAUGUGAAAAAUGAUCUGCCCCCUUAAACUUAAUUGCUGGUCAUGCCACCUUUAGCAGCAACAACUGCUACCAAACAUGUCCGAUAACUGGAGGUCAGUCUUUCACAACGCUGUGGUGGAAUUUUGGUCUGAUGACCAGGUAUGGCAUCAUGGUGCCACCUCAUAGAGGCACGAAAUCACUGUCCCGGACUUUUACCUUGACUGUUCCCCAAUGCUGGAAUUACCUGCCUAAUUCCACCCAAGCAGCUGUGUCUUUAGCCUCUUACAAAAAACAGUUAAAGACACAUCUUUUUUUUUUUGAACAUCUAGCCCAUUUAUACUAACGCACUACCUUCAUGUUCUUUAAAAAUAAAAAAAAGAAAACCUUAACUUGCUGAGUGUACCAAACUAUGUGAGACUUGUAUUAUAGAACUUAUUAUAUUGUUGCCCCUUUUGUUGGAUUAAAUGCUUCUAUUGUUCUCUUCAUUUGUAAGUCACUUUGGAUCAAAAUAUCUGCUAAAUUUGUUGCCCCUUUUGUUGGAUUAAAUGCUUCUAUUGUUCUCUUCAUUUGUAAGUCACUUUGGAUCAAAGUAUCUGCUAAAUGAAUAAAUGUAAAUGUAAAGUAGAUAUAGAACUAGUCAGCCAGGUUUAUUCCAGGGAAUUUUUUUCCACACAAAGAAAGACAAAGUGCUUUGGCCAAUUUUACAUUUAUGGAAUUUAAACAAUUUUCUAAAGUUCCGGCAUUAUGAAUGUUGUGCACAGCAGACGUGUUACAGACUGUCGUGCCACAAAAUUGGUAUGACGAUAGAUUUAAAGGACGCCUAUUUUCAUAUUCCUUUAAUUUUUGGGUCAAAUAUUUAAGUUCAGAUUUCUGCCGUUUUUACUCCCUUUGGCACCAAGGUUUUUUCGAAGUGUGUCCACUACCGCCACUACAAAGGAACUGCAUUAGAGUGUUGCUGUACCUGGAUGAUCGGCUUGUCUGUGUGGCAUUACCACAGCAGGUAAUAUAGAUCAAUAUCGCCUGGACCGUAUUAUGGCUCUAGGGCUCACAGAGAAUUGAGACCAGGGUUAUUUUCGUACACUAAAAUAAAUAUUGCAAAAUAAAUGAAAAACUAAACGAAACAAGAGUUAUUGAUAAACUAUGAUAAAAUAAUAAUGAAUAUGAAUAAAAGUGUAUUUUCUUCAUAAUCAUCGAGGUCUAUGUGAAGACCUGCAGAUGGCGAUGUGAUGCAUGUGAGGUUAGCUGAUACGGACACUGAAGACAAGCGACAUGAAUGAUGGCUGGUAGGAAGCGACAGAGCCUUUUGUGGGACUAUCUAGAGUUUUAUUAUGAAACUAGUGAAAGUAAAUGCAUUGUCACUUUCGAUCAUAUGGCUUGUGGUGUUGAAAUUAAAGUAAAAAAUCCCACAAAUCUGAAAGUACAAUUGCAAAGCAAUCAUCGAGAGGGGUGAGACUGAGCAGAGUCUGACCUUGUGUUUCCAAAGAUCUGAGGUUUGGGCAACAAGUUCAUAUGAAUUUAAGAAAUAUGAAAACACGCUUUUCAUAUAAUGUUAGUCUUGUACCAAGAACAAGGAGUAGACUUUUACCCCGUAACUUCAAUCUACUGGGGCGAUGCAGCACCACCAAUGAGUGGAUUGCAUUUUGUGUUUUUAGUUUAAAAAUAAGUAUGCUACAGUCAUAGAUUCUCUCUAAAUGUGUACGGAGCAGCAGGAGGCGCUGACCUGAAGGCAAGAUAGACAGUUCAGUGUUCUGAGAUCAGAACAUUCGUUUAGACCGGGAUGAGAUAUUUGCUAACCGAUCAUAGUUUCUGUUUUAGUAAGGGACAGGACAUUUGUAGCAUCUAAAGGGAAAUGCUGAAAUGACAGCAGCUAUAUUCAUUAUAAUUUGCGCUGUUACUUCACUGCUA